Messenger RNA from Thunnus maccoyii (southern bluefin tuna), 3932 nucleotides. It is a transcript of the gene mgarpa, whose product is annotated as mitochondria localized glutamic acid rich protein a. The record is from RefSeq and is a predicted model, not a curated record. The transcript has 8 exons. Gene Ontology annotation, biological process: anterograde axonal transport. Gene Ontology annotation, cellular component: mitochondrion. Lineage: Eukaryota; Metazoa; Chordata; Actinopteri; Scombriformes; Scombridae. The coding region runs from base 151 to 1863 and encodes 570 amino acids.
UCCUCAUACAGAGACACCGCACAGCAUAUAUUGCGCAAUAGAGGGCAGAUCCGUCCACCUCCUCGCACGUUUCCGACCAGACCAGAUCGGCCAUUCAUCCAGCAUUUGCUGAAGCUGCAUCAUUCCCAUCGUAGCCCUCAGAGCGCAGCGAUGUUUUCCUGCAGAGCGGCCUGGCAAAGGUGUGGGCCUCUGGCACGGACAGCAGCCCACAGGUUGCCUCGGGAUGUUGUGCAGCGGCGGCCGAUGUCAUCAGUUCCUGGUGGGUCUGGGGAGAACAUAGUGUACGCCCUGCUGUGUGGUGGAGCCUUCGCUGGAGCUGUAACAUAUGCAUACAACACUGUGUCCUCAGACCAUGCUAGGUUCAAUGAGCGCGUUGCAGAAAUCAAAGCUAGACCAAAGACAGAGUGGGUUCCUAAACCAUGGCCACCUAAGAGCAGGGAUGAGGAAGAGGGAGGAGAGGAGGAGGAGGAGGAGGCAGCAGCGGAGGAGGGGGCUGAGGAGGGGGCUGAGGAGGUAGCGGCUGAGGAGGCCGGCGGAGAUGCUGAGGCCGGGGAAGAGGAGGCUGCUGCAGUUGCUGACAGCGAGGCAGAGACUGUAGUGGAGGCAGUCGCUGAGGUUGUCGCAGAGGCUGCUGAGGUCGUCGCAGAGGUGGCAGAGGGCGUGGCCGAGGCUGCACAGGAAGUGGAGGCGGUCGCAGAAGAAGUGGCCCAAGUGGCAGAAGCUGUUGAGGAGGCUGCCCAGGCCGUCGCAGAACCAGCCCCCGUCGCUGCUGAGGAGCCGGAAAGCAACGUGCUGCUGGCAGCUGCCUCUACUCUAGAGGUACCGAAGAUAUCUGAAGUAGUAGAAGAGUUGGCACCCAUUGUUGAAGACGUGAAAGAGGAAGCACCCAAGGAAGAGUCCCCGGCACCAGAAGAGGCAAAGCCUGUUGAAGAAAUUGCACCAGUUGAAGAGGCUCCUGUACCAGCUGUUGAGGAGGCCGUGGCACCAGUGGAGGCUACGCCAGUGGCUGAAGAAACCCCUGUACCAGUAGAAGAGAGCCUGCCAGCAUCUGCUGAGGCUCCAGCACCAGUGGUUGAAGAGGCCCCCGCACCAGUAGAGGCAGCACCAGUGAUUGAAGAGACCCCUGCACCAGUGAUUGAAGAGGCCCCCGCACCAGUAGAGGCGGCACCAGUGGUUGAAGAGACCCCCGCACCUGUAGAGGCGGCACCAGUGGUUGAAGAGACCCCCGCACCUGUAGAGGCGGCACCAGUGGUUGAAGAGGCCCCCGCACCAGUUGAGGCGGCACCAGUGGUUGAAGAAGCCUCGGCACCAGUAGAGGCAGCACCAGUGGUUGAAGAAGCCUCAGCACCAGUAGAGGCUGCACCAGUGGUUGAAGAAGCCUCGGCACCAGUAGAGGCAGCAGCAGUGGUUGAGGAGGCCCCUGCACCAGUAGAGGCUGCACCAGUGGUUGAAGAAGCCUCGGCACCAGUAGAGGCUGCACCAGUGGUUGAGGAGGCCCCUGCACCAGUAGAGGCAGCAGCAGUGGUUGAGGAGACCCCCGCACCAGUAGAAGCAGAUGUUGCCACAGCUCUAGCUGAAGAAGAAGUGGUCACCACCACAGUUGUAGAAGAAGUUGCAGCAGCCCCUGUCGUAGAAGUAGCUAGCCCUCUGGAAGAAGCAGCUGCAGCCCCAGUGGAGACCCUGGCAGAAGACCCCAAGAGAGAGUACAUCGUUGUGGUUCUGGAAGGAACACCUAAAGCAGAAAAACCGCCCAAGGUGUUGGGAGUGGGGCCCAUGAGUGGUAGGAUCAUCCCAGCUCCAGAUGAUGAUGAUGUCCCUGCUUCUGAGGGUAAACGACGUCUUCUUAGGAUGCAAAUGCAGUAGUUCCAAUUAAGUAAACAGCUCCUGAAUGAUGACUUUCUAUCCUGCGGAAGAAGAGGAUGUGCCUUUCUCCAACACUUACCCUUCCUCCUUUUACCCUGAAACACAAGAGACUAAUAUGUAGUUCCAGUGUAAAGACACACACACACAUACUCUAGUGUUUGGAUUAAUGCCUGUUUAACACAAUUAUCAUCCUAACAUGUUAGCAAUGACCCGUUACUGACACUCCACACUGACUCGUAACUCUUGAGCUCCAGAUGAGCCCAGUCAGUACUUCAGAAGAUCUCUGGUUUAUCUUUUAGUUGACUCAAUAACAAUUCUUCUAACAUGUUUUAAAUGCAACCCGUUUACUGCUUUGAACAACACUGAGCCAUUCACUUACUCUCUUACUGUUACAUAGUUUACCACCUCAAAAAUCACUCCAGUGGAAUACCUUGAUACUCAUCAGCACAUCUCGUUAGCCUAACCACUGCCCAGCCGCUUGUGAUGUGAACCUACAGUGUUACCUUUUAAAGCAAGAGGUGUUUUGAGUCACCAGCAUUCUUCACAGUACCCAAGCUCAGGUUCUGCUUGUGCUUCUCUUGGUGUGAAAAUGAACAGCUGGAAAUACUUGCUGUAGUUGUUUUUUUUUUUUAUUUUAUUUUUUUUUUUAAAAUGAAGAUAUACUUUGACCACGCUGGCUCAACAGCCCAUGUAGCUACCUUGUUACCUCAAUUUUCCUUUUGUUUUCAGUCUUUUAAAAUGACACUACAGACCUCUUCCUGAUGCUAUCAGUGUUACACUUCCUAUGGCAACAAGACAGUUUUCUAAGCCAAUAACUUCACUAAGCUCAUUCUUAUUUUUCAGAAGCCGUAAUGUGAUCACCAAAGCAACUUAUCCUAUAAUACUUAUUAUGGCAGGCAUUUGUUGAUUUCCCUUUACUGUUCUUCCUUUGUAAGAGUGUAAUUUAAUACUGAAACAGAAGAAAACUGCUGCUGCACUGUAUUCAUCAGGUCAAAACUCUCAAGCAUUCUCCCUUAUGGCCACACCCCAGCUGCUCAUGUCACAGCAGGUAUUUUUCACCCUUAACUUCUGUUGGAAAACACCAGUUAUGACAUCACUGAUUGGGAUGUGGCCAGAAAGGAAACACAAUUGAAAGUUUCCCAAGAUCAUGCAAGAAUCCUGUUCUGUGUAACAAAUCAACUGGUGUGUCAGGCUUGACUCAUAGAGAGCAACACAGCAGGUGUUUUUACUUCCCUAUAUUCAGUGUAGAAUUACCUUUUACACAUACAAUAGGUGAGUGUGUUCCUCCUCAGCUUUGUAGACAAUCUAAUUCAUAUACAGUGAAUGUAGAAAAUAUUAGGGACAUCUUCCUGAUAUUAAGUUGCAACCGCUUUUGCACAAUCCACAUCUCAAUAAUGUUAAAAGUCCUUCUCACAUCCUCUUUAUCCACAUCUCCUCCUUUAGCCAUAGGAAACUCAGUAAAGGAUAAUGUUUCAACCUAGAUUGAUGAUCAGUGUUUAUAUUUUGAAAAUGUACAUUAAAGGUAUAGUUCAGUGUCCUAGUUUAGUCAGGAAACGUUAGUGAGUUGGAUUGGGGGAAUGCAUAAGCAGCAUCAUGUUCUUUCAGUGUUUGUCUUCUGUUCUUUCAAAGCUUUUCUUUUCUGUGUGGAUGCGUAAUUUAAAGGCUUACUGCAAGUACGAACAGUCAUGAUAUUGAUGUGCUGGUGUGACAUGAAAUUUGUGUGUUUGGGAAGUGUUUAAGUAUGUCUGAAGAAAAGUCUCCAGUGUGAAAUGCUUUGACAGCUCUGUUUUUCUCUCUUUCUCUCUACUAUCAAACCUCUGGCUCUGUUAGCUUGGUGUUUGGGAAAAGGUCUGAGAUCACUGAGGUAUGAAUUGGACUUGAAUGUUAGUAUGUAUCUUAAAAAUGGAAAUUAGAUUUAGAAAAUGACACUCUGUCCUCAGUGCUUGCAGGCUGUUUUCCAUAACAGGAUAUGAAUGCAUGCCUUUGAUUUGGCAAAGGACAGAAACUGUGACUGUUAGACACAUGAUUAUUUUUCUUGUUUUUGCAAAAUAAAGAGGGAUUUAAAAGCA